AUGCCUCUCUGGCAAAUCUACCACCCACCCGGUGUCUUCGAAGACGCAGAGACCAAAGCCGCCCUCGCCGCCGACAUCACAAAAAUCUACACCAACGUGGGGUUACCUGCUUUCUACGUCGUAAUCCACUUCAACACCAUAUCCCCUUCCAACGUCUACGUCGGCGGCGAGGCCAAAACCACUUCUCCCAAACCCUUCAUCCGGAUUGUAAUCAAACACAUUGCGAUUCGACUGGACAAUACCACGGACACGUAUCGCAGAACAGCAGGCAUGAUUGAUGCAGCGCUCAAACCGCAUAUCUACGACAAAGACUAUGAUUGCGAGUUCCAUGUUGAAGAGACGGAACGCAGGUUGUGGAAGUUUAAUGGGUUGAUUCCGCCCGAGCAUAUGAGUGAGGAACAUAUGGUUUGGGUCAAGGAGAAUAAGCCUGUGCCUUAUAAGGGUGCCUAUUGGUCCGCUGAGAAAGGGCAUUAUUGA
Molecule: messenger RNA, 477 nt
Organism: Aureobasidium melanogenum CBS 110374
Lineage: Eukaryota; Fungi; Ascomycota; Dothideomycetes; Dothideales; Saccotheciaceae
Exons: 1
Coding region: 1-477 (158 amino acids)
Source: RefSeq, a predicted model, not a curated record